This is a messenger RNA of Drosophila gunungcola (fruit fly), 2954 nucleotides long. Its product is annotated as ataxin-2 homolog. The record is from RefSeq and is a predicted model, not a curated record. The transcript is spliced from 5 exons. Lineage: Eukaryota; Metazoa; Arthropoda; Insecta; Diptera; Drosophilidae. The coding region runs from base 352 to 2829 and encodes 825 amino acids.
CGCACAACGCCAAAGAUUCGUUGGCUGAACGUGCAGCAGCGCGCGCAAUCUAUUAAUUCCGAUCCCAAACAAAGAAAUAAAACAACAACCAACCAAAAACCGAAACGGAGCUUCAGCUCCUGGCAAAAAAAAAGCAGGAAAGCAGAAGACGUUCGCAGUUUGCAGCCGGCAAUGCUCGAUGCAGAUGCAGCAGAUGCGGCCAUCGUAAUCCCCACCGCAACCGUCUGACAAGGAAAACGAAAACGACUGGGAAAACACCAAAAAAAACCCAAGUGACUGUGAAAGUAACGAACGGCCAGACAGAGAUUCAGAUAUUCAAUUACUAGUCUGCUGGUGCAGUGCCGCCACACAAUGAGAAUCCAAAUCUUGGUCCUGACACUCUUGCUGGGCCUCGUCUGCGCCCAGGCCGUGGAUGCGGGGGCCAAGAGCAGCAACAGUCGGCAGUCGGCGGCGGAAGACAGCAAGAGCUCCGCCUCCACGCCGCUGGAAUCGGAGGCGACCAAAGACAAGCGACAGGUGAGCUCCAAGGAGACGCCUCUGUACCCCAACCACCGCAGCUCGGAGGCGUCCCCAUCCGGGAGCGAUGAUCCCGAGGACGGCCAGGAGACCAUCUAUGGCUCCAAGCCGAAUCAGUUCAUCAUCCGCCCCAUUGCCCCGCACCAGCACCAGCAACAUGAAUCGCACCAGGAGCCCCAGCUGAGGAACUUUGCGGCGGCCAACUCCCGACCUCACGCCGCCCAAUUGCUGGAGCAGAGCCAGGAGGUGCAGCACUACGUGUAUCUGCAAGAUAUAAUGCGACAUCAUCAGCCCAAGGCCCUGGUGUCCGCCGGUCAAGGCAAGGGUGCGGCCAGUGCGCCCAAGAAGACAUCCACUCCGGUGGCCGAGGAGGAGCAGGAACAGGAGCAGGAGGCGGAGCAGCGAUAUGCGGUGUCCAUUCAGCCACAGCCACAGCUUCAGCCGCAGCCGCAGCAGCCACGUCCACGUCAGUAUCAGGGAGUGGGUCCCUACCAGCUGCCAUUGCCACUGCCCGCUCCACAGCAUCAGUCGCUGAAUCCCCAGCAGCAGCAGCAGCAACAUCAGCAGCCUUACCAAGUAAUCCCCGAAGAGCAGUUCCUGAAACUCCUGGAGGAAGAGCUGCAGGCGAGGGCCUAUCAUGAGCAACUGCGCCAGCAGCAGCAACAUCAUCAACAGCAGCAGCAGCAGCAGCAGCAACAUCAUCAACAGCAUGUUCAGCAGCAGCAACCCAAGCCACUGCCCAUCCACAGUACGGCUGCCACACACAAGGUGCUGCAACAGGCGGAUCCCUCCCUGGGAUUGGGUGGCUAUCGCGAUCGUUAUGUGGCCGAACAGGAGCUAGUGACUCCCACUUACUCCCAUCCGCGUGGGGGUCUCAAAUACCUGCCCCUGCCACAGACUCAGCAAAUUCAAGAGGAUGAGGAGCAACAGCAGCAGCAGCAUCAGCAGCAGCAACGUUUGCAGCUAAACAAGCAGGUGCCUCAUCCCGGCCAGCAACUAAUCCACGGCCUGCCACCACAGAUUGCCUACUACCAACCGCAGAUCAGUUACAAGACCCUGCCCAAUCAUCCGCUGGCCAAAUCCUCACUGGAAAGUGAGAUUGAGAAAUUGCUGGCGGCCAACAAGCCGGGACAAUCGUUGUCGUACGUGGACAGCAGCAACGAGCAGGUGGCGGUACGUCAGCCCGCUCCCCAGCACCCGCCGCCACCCACCUCGCAUCCUGCCCUGCGGCAACCGAAGGCCUACUUGGCCAGCACACCCAACUCCCUGCUGGAUGCCAAUAACCAGCCAUUCAUUCCGUCCCUCUUCAAGUUCAGCAACUACCAGCAACCGACGCCCAUUUACCCAACGCCGGAACCCAAGCGAUUGGGACCCGUGGUCUAUCCCACGCAGCAGGCCAAUCAGCCGCAGCCCUCGCAGUAUUACUACCAGGAGGCCACGCCCACCGGUGCACCCAAGCCGAGUCCCAUUCCCAAGCAGUACCACCGUGCCAAGCACUACAAGUUGGCCUCGCCCACGAAGGCGCUGCUCUAUGCCGACUACGAUCGUCAGGGAGCGCCUUCUCCGGCGCCGCCGUCGCCGUCCAACUUCUAUCCCAGUCCGCCGGAUCCCAUAAAGCAUGCCCAGAGGAAUCUGGGCGUAACACCCACAGCUCUGCCGCUCCACGCCGAGUACCCCUCGCCAUCGCCCUCGCAGUCCAGCAUUUAUGUGUCGCAGGGCACUGGCAUUGCCACGCCAUCCCGGGCCACGCCCACCACUGCUCCGAUUCAGAAGCUCCGGACUCUGGAUGAAGUGAAGCAAUUGAAUCUGCCGCCCCCCAACGGCAAGCCCCUCACACAGGCCGAGUUCCAGGCCCUGGUGGACGCCGGCUAUCCGGUUAAGGCGGUGCCCGUGCCCGUUCCCGUGCCGUAUGAGCAGUACGUGAAGGAUCAUCCGGAGUACCGCAAUCAUCCGCCCGUAGACUAUGCCCACAUCAUGCGCCUGGCCACGCGCCAAUUGGCCGCCCAUCAGCAGCACAGGUCGCUGGGCGCUCCCUCGGAGCCGUCCGUGAAGAUCCUGUCCACUCCGUCCGCCGGCGAGCUGCACCAGCACCAGCAGACGGCCACGGGCAUUGGCGGCGGCAGCAUCACGUACUUGCAGCCCAUCGAGGGGCAAUCGCAUCCGCACACCCUGGCACACCAUGUCCAUGCGCUGCAGAAGAGGCGGCCGCGUGACGAACAGGACACCGCAGUGGCGGGCAGUGAGCCCAAGGCGGCGGCUCCGGAGGCGGAGAUGGAGGCGGAGCCAGCGAAGGUGAAGGCGAAGGUGCAGUGAACCCACGUCCUGUUUUAGUUAAAAUGUCCUUGCCUAGUUCGUAAGUAUUGUAAAAAGAUGUUUCAGCACUCUUCCCUAAUGUUAAAUUAUAAAAAUCGACAAAUAAAAAUAUGAAAAACUAACAA